This is a messenger RNA of Cyprinus carpio (common carp), 1915 nucleotides long. RefSeq names its product pre-mRNA-splicing factor SLU7-like. The record is from RefSeq and is a predicted model, not a curated record. The transcript is spliced from 15 exons. NCBI's taxonomy places the organism in Eukaryota, Metazoa, Chordata, Actinopteri, Cypriniformes, Cyprinidae. Gene Ontology annotation, cellular component: spliceosomal complex. Gene Ontology annotation, biological process: mRNA splicing, via spliceosome. Gene Ontology annotation, molecular function: pre-mRNA 3'-splice site binding.
UUCAGUCCAGCUGAGGGCGUCACUCAGACAAAAUACGUGCAGCACGUCGCAGCGAAGAAGACGUUCCCCGGAAGUCGUUCCCCGGAAGUGCGGUUGUAACACACUUGUAAACAACUCGCGAGCAGCCGACAGCUCAAGGUUUAGCUGAAGAUCAUGUCGAAGAAGGAGGGUAACGUUAAAGUGUCGGAGGGGGUCGUAGAUCUCGAAGAGCCGAAGAAAAUGACCCGAGAAGACUGGAGGAAGAAAAAAGAGCUGGAAGAACAGAGAAAAUUAGGAAAUGCUCCAGCUGAAGUUGACGAGGAGGGAAAGGAUAUCAACCCUCAUAUUCCCCAGUACAUCUCAUCUGUCCCUUGGUACAUCGACCCAUCAAAGAGACCCACCCUCAAGCACCAGAGACCCCAGACAGAGAACGAGAAACGGUUUACACCCAUCGGAGACUGGUACAAAAGAGGUGUACAAGAAAAACCAGUCAGCACAAAAUACAGAAAAGGAGCAUGUGAAAACUGUGGUGCCAUGACACAUAAGAAGAAAGAAUGUGUGGAGAGACCCAGAAAAGUUGGCGCAAAGUUUUCUGGCACAGACUUGGCACCAGAUGAGCACGAACAGAUUCAGCUCUCAAUGGAUUAUGAUGGAAAGAGAGAUCGCUGGAAUGGCUAUGAUCCUGAUGAGCACAUGCGCAUUGUAGAGGAAUAUGCAAAAGUUGAUCUGGCUAAGCGUACUCUCAAAGCUCAGAAACUGCAGGAGGAGUUAGCUUCUGGUAAAUUAAUGGAUCAAGCUAAUUCAAGGAAGCAUCUUAUCGAUGAUGCAGCACAGGACCACAGCAGUGAAGAUGAGGAUGAUGACAAAUAUGUUGAUGACUUUGACAUGCCUGGACAAAACUUUGAUUCCAAGAGACGAAUCACAGUUAGAAACCUGAGAAUCCGGGAGGACAUUGCUAAGUAUCUCAGAAAUCUGGAUCCAAAUUCAGCCUACUAUGAUCCCAAGACUCGAGCUAUGAGGGAGAACCCAUACUCCAACACUGGAAAGAAUCCAGAAGAGUAGAAGCGACGGGAACACUUUUUUUCGUGUUGGUCUAACAUUGUUUUGUGCGUCUCCUCUGCAGUCUUUGCUUGGGAAGCCUAUGAGAAGGGAUCUGAAGUUCACCUCCAGGCAGAUCCCACCAAGCUGGAGCUUCUCCAUCAGUCCUACAGAGUCAAAAAGGAUGAAUUCAAAGAGAAACAGAAAGAGAGUAUUUUGGAAAAGUAUGGUGGGCAGGAACACUUGGAUGCCCCACCACGAGAGCUUCUGCUGGCUCAGACAGAGGAGUAUGUGGAGUAUUCUCGUCACGGAGCUGUGUUGAAAGGACAGGAGAAGGCUGUGGCCUGUUCCAAAUAUGAGGAGGACGUGCUCAUUAAUAACCACACGUGUAUCUGGGGAUCGUAUUGGAAAGAUGGCCAUUGGGGUUACAAAUGCUGCCACUCAAUGGUGAAGCAAAGUUACUGUACAGGAGAAGCUGGCAAGAAAGUAGUGAGCAAUUCUUGUAUUCCAUUUGAAGAUGAUGAAGAGGAGGCCCAAACGAGUAAAGAACCAAAGACUCUUUUACAGGUACAUUUACAUAAAAAAAUGAAAGACAAGAAAAAGAAGAAAAAGAGCAAGAAACAUAGAGAUUCUGACAGCAGUGAUGAGGAAGAUGAAGCAAAAAAGACAGAAAAGCUGAAGAAGGCAUUGAGUGCGGAGGAGCAGAGGCUGAAGCAGGUGUCUGUAAUGAUGCAGCUCGAUGAGAGGAAGCGGCCGUACAACAGCCUAAAGGAAGUGCGUGAACCCACAGAAGAGGAGAUGGAAGCCUUCCGCAUGAAACGUUGCCGACCCGAUGACCCCAUGGCCCCUUUCCUGGGGCAGUGAAUGAAAAAAUAAAUGUCUUUUGUCACCAACCAAA